CUGAAGCUGUCGCAAGUGGACUGGUCAGGUGUUUCGGAAACCGAACAUCAGGAAAAGUUUUAUCGAAGGUGCCAGAUAUUUUGGUAAAUAAAGACCGACCACAAUCAUGCUCAGACGGAUAUUACAAAUGACUCCUGGGAAGGGAGGCUCCCAGAGCUCUGAGUCAGACCCUCCCUCUGCUGACCUCAACAGCGAGCAGACGUCUGAGGGUUUCAUAUGCCCCCAGUGCAUGAAGUCCCAUAACUCUGCAGAGGAGUUGUUCAAGCACUAUGAGGUGUACCACGAGACCGCCGAUCAGCCCUCGCCCUGGGCUGCUGGAAGGGAAGAUCUCAACCUGCUCAGACAAGAGGUGAAUGACCUGCAAGCUUCACUGAAGGAAGAGCGAUGGUUCUCUGGAGAGCUGAAGAAGGAACUUGACAAGGUUCAAGGGCAUCUGAAGCAAAACGAUGGCCAACCAGGAUCAGAAUCAACAGAUCUGGAGAUCAAGCUUAACGAGGCAGAAACUGAGAAAUUCAACAUCAAACAGAUGAAGGACCUGUUUGAACAGAAAGCUGCCCAGCUGGCCACAGAGAUAGUGGACAUCAAGUCGCGUUAUGACGAGGAGAAGAGCUUACGGGAGGCGGCAGACCAGCGGCUCUCUGGACUGACACAGGAACUGCACAGAGAACGGCAGGAGAAGGAGAAACUCAACACUGAACUGCUGCAGAGGCCGGGUCAGGAGGAUGUUGAUGUUCUGAAGAGGGAGCUGGUGCAGGUCCAGACCCUGAUGGACAGCAUGACGCGCGAACGAGAGGAGGAGUCGGAACGCCUAAAGACCCAAUACGACGAGCUGCUCGCCAACCACACUACCUCAGAGAAAACCAUCUCCCAACUGAAGGCUGAACUGGAGAAGGGGCCUCAGGAGGCUGCAGUCUACACGCAGCAGAUUCACGAGCUGCAGGGCAACCUCAACAACCUACAGCAGCAGAACCAGAACCUCUCAGAGCGUCUGAGCAAGCGUGAGCUGGAGCAGCGUGAUCUUGAAGAGCGCCACAGCGAGAGCCAGACCUCGGCGCGGAGCCUGCAGUCCAAGUUGCAGCAGCGGGAGCUGGAGCUGCAGGAAGCGCAGGCCCGCGGCGCCCAGGCCGAGGCCUCCCUGGCCAGGAACCAGGCGGAGCUGGGGGAGCGCGACCAGGAGGCCGCCCGCCUCAAGAGGGAGCUCAACCAGCUGGAGCUGCUGCAGCAGGAGCUGAAGGCAGAGAAGAAGCAGAUGCAGCAGCACAGGGAGGAGAAGGAGAACCAGGGAAUGCAGCAGCAAGGAGAGAUCAGCCAGCUCCAUACUAAGCUGCUGGAGGCUGAGCGUCAGCUGGGUGAGCUUCAGGGCCGUCUGAAGGAGCAGAGGCAGCUGUCUGGGGAGAAGCUGAAGGACCGCGAACAGCAGGCGGCAGACCUGCAACUCAAACUCGCACGUUCUGAGGAACAGCUGAAGGAAAAUGCUACCAAGAGCACGGAGCUGCAGCACCAGCUGGAGAAGGCAAAACAGCAGCACCAGGAGCUGCAGACACUACAGCAGGGCACCACCAGCAAGCUCAGGGAGGCACAGAAUGACCUGGAGCAGGUGCUGCGUCAGAUUGGGGACAAGGACCAGAAGAUCCAGAACCUUGAGGCCCUGCUGCAGAAGAGCAGAGACAGUGUGAGCCAGCUGGAGACAGAGAGGGAGGACCUGUGUGCCAAGAUCCAGGCAGGACAGGGGGAGACAGCCCUGCUCAACCAGCUGCAGGAGAAGAACCACACGCUACAGGAACAGAUAGGCCAGCUGACCGAUAAGCUGAAGAACCAGUCAGAGAGCCACAAGCAGGCUCAGGAGAAUCUCCAUGACCAGGUGCAGGAGCAGAAGACAGCCAUGCGUGCGGUGCAGGACCGCUGCCAGGCCCUGCAGACCUCCAAUGGGGAGCUCACCUCGCAGCUCAGCGACAGCAGAGAGAGGGUGGCACAGCUGGACACGCAGCUGAAGGCCAAGACUGAGAUGCUUCUGUCUGCCGAGGCCUCCAAGACUGCCCAGAGAGCAGACCUCCAGAACCACCUGGAAACGGCCCAGCAUGCAUUGCAGGACAAGCAGCAGGAGCUGUCUAAGAGUAAGGCGGUGCUGGAGGAUCAGUCCAAGCGUCUUGAGGAGCGUCAGGAGCAGGUGACCCAGCUGGAGGCCUCUCUCAAGGAGACCAGGGACAAACUGCUGACCUCCGAGCAGCUCGCAGACACACUGCAGACACAGAUCAAGAAGGUGGAGGCGGAGGUGGGUGAGCUGCGCUCCUGGAGGGAGCAGGCCCAGCAGGAGCAGCAGCAGCUGAGGCAGCAGGUGACCGAGCAGGAGGGCAAGUCCAAGGAGCUCAGCAGACUACUGGCCGAGGAGAAACAAGGUGCGGCAGCCCUGCAGAAGGACAUCCAGAAGAAGACCUCAGCCCUCAGUGAGGCGCGCAAGCAGCUGGAGGCCAGCCGGCUGGAGGCCACCGGCCUGCAGGCUCGCCUGGACUCCCUCACUCAGGAAGGGCAGGCCAAGCAGGCAGAGCUGGACAGGAAAGUCCAGGGCCUCACGGCAGACCUCCAGAAGGCCCAGCAGGAGCAGGAGGCCCAGGCCAAGGAGCUGGGGAAGGCCAAAGAGGGGCUGGCCAAGGCCUCCAAGGCCCUGAAGGAGAGCCAGAGCCAGCGUGAGAAGGAGAAGAAGAGCAUGGAGGCCAGCCUCGGGGAGAAGGAGCAGUCGCACCAGAAGGCUUUGCAGCAGCUUAAAAAAAACGCUGACGGCACAGCCAAGGAACUUGCAGAGGUCAAGGGUCAGCUUCAGAACAUGACAGAAGCCGAGAAAGGGCUGAAGGCACAGGUGGUCACGGCGACUGCCCAGCUUACGCAAGCAAAGGACUCGCUCAACGCCCGGGACAAAGAGGCGCAGCAGCUGCAGGCGCAGCUGAAGACGGCCCAGGGGUCCUUCGACCAGGAACUGAAGAAACGGGAGACGCAAGUGGCCAACCUGCAGGCAGCCCAGGCUAAAAAGGCUGAGGAGGAGAAGAAGCUUCAGGAUGAGCUGUCGUCAAUGUCCAGCGAGCUGAGCGGAGAGAGGAGCCGCACGGCCGAGCUGCAGCAGACUCUGGAGCAGGCGCAGCAGAGCCUCUCCUCCCUACAGUCCGACUGCUACGGCAAGGAGUCUGAACUCUCCGCCCUAAGACAAGACCUACAGGUGUCUGGUGAGAAGCUGUGUGUGGCCCAGGAGGAGCUGAAGGCCAGUCGUUCCCACCUGAGUAAGCGCGAGGAGGAGAUGCAGCAGCUGAAGAGCAGUGGGGCAGCCCUGCAGAAGCAGCUCAAGGAGAGCCAGGACAAGAGCGGCAAGAUGGAGAGCUUACUCAAGGAGAUGCAGAAGACACAGGCCCAGACGCAGGAGGAUCUGGGUAAGGAGAGGGCCCAGCUGGAGGAGUUCCGGACGGCCCAGACCUCCCUGGAGAAUGAGCGCAGCCGCCUGGCUACCGAGCUCAAGGCCCUGGCCGACAAGAAUGACAAGGAGUUGAAGGAGCUGCAGGCGGCUAAGCAGCUGCUGAUUGGCCAGAAGCUGGAGCUGCAGGGCAAGGUGGAGGCGGGGCUAAAGGAUCUGGAGGAGGAGCGAAAGCAGCACCAGACAACACGCGACGGAUUUAGCUCCAUAGAGGAGAAACUCAAGGCAGACACGCAGAGGGUCCACACACAGAUGGCAGAGGAGGUGCGGGCGCGGGAGCUCCUCCAGAAGGAGAAGGAGGAGGCGGAAGUGCGUCUGGGGCUGCAGCUGUCGGCGUUGAAUGAGAACGUGGCCACCCUGAAGCGGGAGUGGCAGGGCAGCCAGCGGAGAGUGGCCGAGCUGGAGAAACAGACGGACGAGCUGAGGGGCGAGAUGGCCGUCCUAGAGGCCACCGUGCAGAACAACCAGGACGAGAGGAGAGCACUGCUCGAGAGGUGUGUGAAGGGCGAGGGCGAGAUUGAGAAGCUGCAGGCUAAGGUGAUGGAGAUGCGGAGGAAGCUGGAUGACACCACUGCAGCCAUGCAGGAGCUCGGCCGGGAGAACCAAUCACUACAGAUCAAGCAGUCUCAGAGUCUGACCAGGAAAUGGGCCGAAGACCACGAGGUUCAGAACUGCAUGGCAUGUGGCAAAGGCUUCUCACUCGCCAUCAGAAAGCAUCACUGCAGGCAUUGUGGGAACAUCUUCUGUCACGAGUGUUCGGCGAAGAACGCCCUCACGCCUUCCUCCAAGAAGCCCGUCAGAGUGUGUGAGGCCUGCUUUGAGGAGCUACAGGGCUGACCUUUCACUCACACACACACACACACACACACACACACACACACACACACACACACACACACACACACACACACACACACACACACACACACACACGCACACUACCCUACAUGCAGAUAGACUUGGUGAGACUGUGUCCUUUGUAUUUUACCUGAUAAACAUGUGCACUAAGUUAGUUAACUGAGGAGGGCCAUGGAGGAGGAGCGGAGCAGAGUGGAAUGGAGGGGGUCUCUGGCUGAGCGAGCCUCUGCUCUACUGCCUGGAGAUGAGGAAGGACCUCUGCAGCAGCAGCAGCAGCAGCAGCAUCACUGGCACCAGGAUAUACUGUAGGAAGGGGGGCGGGAGAGAGAGGGCCCGGGUACUGACCUAUGCCCCCCAUAGAUUUUGAAUGGACGUGGCUCCCUACAAGUUUGUAGAAAUAUGUACAGUAUACUGUAUGGGUACUGAGACAUGCCGUGCCACCCUUCCACCUCUCUCUCUCUCUCUCACUCACACUCACACGCACACUCACACGCACACUCACACGCACACUCACACGCACACGCACACGCACACACACACACACACACACACACACACACACACACUCAUUGACUGAGGGCGUGGCCAAUUGCUGAUGACCUCAGUGUGUAACCUUUAAGAAAUUAAGCGUUUUUGUUCGUUUUUAAAUGUGAGAAUGGCGGGGGCGGGGGGCACCAGAAAAGCCAGCGCCGUGUGUUUGUUGUGUGUCGUUUUGUGGCUUGCUUUGCAGCCUCAGAGGUCGUAACCAGAGGAGAGACUGAGGAUGCAGGGUGGUGGUAGUCCCCUCGAUGUUUUGCCACCGGAUAUAUUCUGAAAUGAUCGAUUGAUUGCCUGAUGAAUGAAUGAAUGGCAGAAGUGAGACACAGAAGGUUCUGAGUUGGUUUGACAUUGAGUCGAUCACAUCACAUCAGGAAGUAUGGUUGUAUGCAAGAAAGUAUGUGUCUGUGUUUGCAUAUUAAGUCGUUUUUGAGAUGUGUGUGUUUGUGCCUGGAGGUUGUGAAGAUGAUUUGAUAUUGUAGGGUUGCCGUCAGAUUCAAUAUUGUCUCAGAAGGUGGGAACUGUUUUUUGUUUUUGUUUAGAUUUUUUUCUUUAAGUAUUUGAUUGUUUUUGGUUUGAUGUGUAACACCAUGUGACUACAUGCUUUGCAGUCGUGUAAUGACUAAUGGUCUGUGUGAUGUGAUGGUGAUUAAGUCAUGUCAUGGUUGAUCUGGUGAGUUACAGUAUGUUCUUUUAAAGGAUACGCAAGAAGUUGGAAUGAGGAGUCAACACCAGCAGGGAUCUGAUCAAGACCAAAGAAUGUAGAGUAGGUGCGUGUGUGUGUGUGUGUGUGUGUGUGUGUGUGUGUGUGUGUGUGCGCGUGUGUGUGCAUGUACUGUAUGUGUGUGUGUGUGUGAGCGCUUACACAGAGGAGAGAUCCUGAGAUUCUUUAUUAAAAAAAAAAAAUCCCUCUGGCCAUCCCGUCAUUUCUGAUGACUAGAGGUGAUAUUAAAAGCUCUUUGGUUGAAAUAGUAGCCUAGAUCUCAUGUUGCAUUGUCCACUGCUUGUCACGAGCGCCGUGUUCCGUCACUGAUGCGGUAUGCAUGCAUCUACUGUACAUAUGCAACCAGAAGUAUAGGCGCCGCCAAUGAUGGUACUCUUAACGCCGUAUUGUACAUAGGUCAUUACUGUGCGUGUGUGUUUAUUGAUAUGUUCUGCUGUGUGGCUGUGAAGGAGUUUGUGUGUGUCUGCACUCACUUUGCUUUUGAGCAAUAAUUGUAACACUGUGGCGCUGCGGCAGGUGUGUGUGUGUGUUGUGUGACUGCUUUGUAUAAACACUUGAAAAAAAGGGGUCUGCCUGUAUGGUUAAAUAUUUUUUUAACAAGAUAAAUUUGUUCAUUGAUUAAGUUUUA
This is a messenger RNA of Engraulis encrasicolus (European anchovy), 6204 nucleotides long. RefSeq names its product early endosome antigen 1 (gene eea1). Bases 107 to 4294 code for a protein of 1395 amino acids. Gene Ontology annotation, cellular component: early endosome. Lineage: Eukaryota; Metazoa; Chordata; Actinopteri; Clupeiformes; Engraulidae. Gene Ontology annotation, molecular function: metal ion binding; 1-phosphatidylinositol binding. The transcript is spliced from 31 exons. The record is from RefSeq and is a predicted model, not a curated record. Gene Ontology annotation, biological process: endocytosis.